Molecule: messenger RNA, 1798 nt
Organism: Vespula vulgaris
Lineage: Eukaryota; Metazoa; Arthropoda; Insecta; Hymenoptera; Vespidae
Exons: 4
Coding region: 188-1171 (327 amino acids)
Source: RefSeq, a predicted model, not a curated record
AAAUAUCAAGUUAACUUCUUUCGAUUAGAAUCGUGUGUAUUCCUGUACAUUUGAUAUUUUCAUACUUCCUCCUCGUUGAUUUUUCUCAUAUUGUUAUUAAUUAAUAUAAACGUUUUCUUUUUUUCGUAUUCUUCUUUUUAUUGUUAUAUCAACGUAGCAAUAAUUUCAUAACGUAAAAUUUGUCACAAUGGCGACGAAAAGUUCUUUGCAUUUUGUCGUUGGUCAUAUCAAUCGUGUGUUAUCCAUUAAUAGUGCCGAAAUUGUAUUCAUGUUGGAUGAUAAAUUGCAAAAAGUUUAUCUAAAGAAAGAAAAAUAUUUUCACAAUGGUAGAUUGAUACCUCAAGAUGAAUCUUUGUUCAGAUACAUUAAAUGCGGCAUGAAGGUAAAAUUUUCCUGUAGGAUUUUAAGACAACAAAAAUGCCUUUACGGAUGGAUAGCUUUAAUGUGUUGGCCAACGGAGCAAACGUUAGGAUUAAGUGUAUCUCUCAAAGUAGGAAUGCAAUAUAUUUCGGGACGUAUCUUUACUCUAGACGAAAAGCAUGGUGUUUUGGUUACCAAUGAUAUUACUGGCAAAGAAUAUAAAGUAUAUUUCUUGACGAGCAAUUUUUUUUAUCAUGGCAAAAAAUUAGACUUAUCUCAAAGUUCGCUCAACGAGAUAAGUUUGACAGAUGUCAUCUUCUUUGACGCUGUACCUUGUAUUCCUGAAGAGAAUGAAUAUAAUUGCGAAUGGUAUGCUACUUGUGUCUUUAAAGGAAAAAGACCAAACAUGAACAAUAUUGUACCUGAACCAUUAAUAGAUGACUUAGGCACUGAAGAAAUUUUGCAAGUUAUCGAAAAUUGUUUCAUCAAUCCAAAUUCUAUGUUUCUAAUUGGUAAAGGAAUAUUGCUGAAUACUAUAAAUAAUGACUUUGGUCUAAUUUUAGGUGAAUUUCAGUAUAACAUUUUCAAAGAAAUAUUGUUCCAUAAAAAUAAUACUUACGUAUUCAAGAUGUGCCUAGAUAAAUACGGUCUACCUGAUAUAUUAAAGAGAGGAGACAGAAUGAAAUUUGUCGCCAUAGGAGCUCCACCAGGUUUUUUUGUAGAAUGGAUUGCAAUACAAGUAUCCGUUUGCGAUGCUGGAGAAUAUAGAACUUCAAAAUACGAUGGCUUUUUAUCACGUUUGUGUCAAUAAUGACAAAGAAUAUAGGUUAAGAGGUAUAUAACAGUACAAAAAAUUAUAAGACUGCAAAAUCAAAGUUCCUUUAAGACUUACUUAUUAUAUAUAUAUAUAUAUGUAUAUGUAUCUAUAUAUGUAUCUAUAUAUAUGUAUGUAUGUAUGUGUAUAUAUAUAUAUGUAUAUAUGUACAUUGUUUAUGAUUGUAAAUAAGAAAUGUUCAACAUAAUAUUUCUACAUUUAAAAAAUCUUUUGCAGUGUAUUAUUAUAUUAAACUAUAUAUAUAUAUAUAUUUUAUUAUUAAGUUUAACAAGGUAUUACUUACUUAAUUCUCUAAAAGAUAUCGUGAAUCUUCAUGACGACUAUUCUGUUUGAAACUUUUAUAUUACUAGUUGUAACAUGUAGAAUUAAUAAGUAGCUUAAGGGCACACGCAAUUACGCUUAUUGUUUAUAUAAACAUCCUAUGUGAUAUUGUUAUUAGUAUACGUACAUCUACAAAGUCAAAAUAAUAUAGUUGUAUUUAUAUUUUAUAAUUAUUAUUACUUUUUAUAUAUAUAUAUAUACAUACACAAUAUUAUCUGAUAAUUACACAAACUGUUCUUGUUGAAAUAACUACAAAUAUAUUUCUUAUUACGUCGUACGUAU